Molecule: messenger RNA, 1038 nt
Organism: Aspergillus terreus NIH2624
Lineage: Eukaryota; Fungi; Ascomycota; Eurotiomycetes; Eurotiales; Aspergillaceae
Exons: 1
Coding region: 1-1038 (345 amino acids)
Molecular function (GO): carbon-sulfur lyase activity
Source: RefSeq, a predicted model, not a curated record
AUGGCCCGUCCCAUCGCCUGUCUGUGUCGACAAGUCGCCCAGGAGGUGCAACUGGACCCGUCGAUAGAUGAAACAGUCUUCAAUCUGUGCCACUGCAACGCGUGUCGCGCCGCCACGGGGCUACUGUUUUCUUCAUACUAUGCGCUCUACGGCUUAUCUCCGAACCUGAGCGGGUUGCGUGAAUAUCACCAGCCCGACCAGAUCACUCGCUACUUCUGCGGCACAUGCGGUACCCAUGUUCUUGCUCACAACGCCAGCACUCGUCGAUACUUUGUGGCUGCCGGGGUGUUUUCCAAUGACUUGCCCCCAAUACGGUCAGUCCGUCAUUGGCGGGCAUCGGAUACAAAAGACGGAGGGCUGAGCAUUUUCCUUCCUGGUGACACAGACGACUCGAGCUGUUUGCUCCAGGGCUUCUCCACGAACCAGGAACGGGACCACAGCCUCGAAGACGACGCUUGGGACUCCAAGCCGGAUGACGGCAGAAUCCCGGCGAGAUGCCAUUGCGGCGGAGUGGAGUUCUAUGUCACAGCUCCGGAUAAGACAUCCUCAAAAGCCACAUCGCCAUGGGCCGACUUGCUCGUUCCCUAUUACUCUGGUUCAUCGGCGAACCCGGACGACGUGAAAUGGUGGCUCUGCGCGGGAAAUACCAAGUAUCUGGCGGGCACAUGCGCCUGUACCUCAUGUCGGCUGGGCAGUGGGUUUCCCAUCCAGGAGUGGGCCUUCAUUCCGAAAUCCAAUCUCUUCAAUGCAGACGGCUCUCCCUUGGCGUUUGGCGUGGGCACCAUGCAACAGUACGAAAGCUCUCCGGAGGUGUAUCGGGAAUUUUGCAACCGCUGCGGAGCCAACGUGUUCUGGCACUGCAAAGAAAGACCGCUUCUCAUCGAUGUCAGUGUCGGUCUACUCCGGGCGAAGAGUGGUGCAAGAGCCGAAGGACUGUUGCACUGGCAUCGAGAUCGAGUCAGUUUUGCGGAGAUGGGACAACAGACGUUGGUGCAGCGGUUGGAAGCUGGUCUCUCGGGUAGGGAGAAUCGUGAAUAG